AUGAAUCCAGCUGAAGAGCCAACCGAUAUGAAGCAAGCGUCUCGUUCCCCACGCUUCCCACCAUCCCACUCUGUUUGGGCAUAUAUCGUGAACAGAAAUGACCCGUUCCAGUACUACGCCGACCAAGUCCCGAUGCACAACCUCACCCAGGAGGAGGAUUUCCCAGGACAAGCACUGUCAGUCACCCUGCAGCUCGGCAACGUGCUCCUCCUGCUUGCAGCUAUGGCGCUCGUGUGCUGUUUCUCGCCCAGCAGCACCACGGCCAAGUGGUACCUGAUCGCAGUCGCAUUUGCCGACUGGGGCCACAUUUACGCCUCCUAUCGCAGUCUCGACGCCGAGGUCUUCUGGCAUCCGGCUCAGUGGAAUGGCAUUGUCGCCGGCAGCAUUGGGGUGAGCGUCUUCUUGAACUUGGCCAGGUGGUUGACCGUUGCGGGAUCGCUUGGGCCGUUGAAGGAUACAUUUGACAAUGAUGAUGUGGCAAAGAAGCAGGUUUGA
Molecule: messenger RNA, 495 nt
Organism: Diaporthe citri
Lineage: Eukaryota; Fungi; Ascomycota; Sordariomycetes; Diaporthales; Diaporthaceae
Exons: 3
Coding region: 1-495 (164 amino acids)
Source: RefSeq, a predicted model, not a curated record